Messenger RNA from Capsicum annuum, 984 nucleotides. RefSeq names its product mitogen-activated protein kinase kinase 9. Gene Ontology annotation, biological process: protein phosphorylation. The record is from RefSeq and is marked provisional. Gene Ontology annotation, cellular component: cytoplasm. Gene Ontology annotation, molecular function: ATP binding; protein serine/threonine kinase activity. NCBI's taxonomy places the organism in Eukaryota, Viridiplantae, Streptophyta, Magnoliopsida, Solanales, Solanaceae.
AUGGCCUUAGUUCGAGACCGCCGACAGCUCAAUCUCCGCCUUCCCUUGCCGGAGCCCUCCGAACGCCGCCCUCGUUUUCCCUUACCCCUCCCUCCUUCUUCCGUAUCCACCGUCAGCACCACCACCACCACUACCACAACAACCGCCUCUACUACUACUACCAUGUCCAUUUCGGAACUCGAAAAGCUUAAGGUACUCGGUCACGGUAACGGUGGAACUGUAUACAAAGUCCGUCACAAGCGGACUUCGGCAAUCUACGCACUCAAAGUCGUUCACGGUGAUAGUGACCCGGAGAUUCGCCGUCAGAUCCUCCGUGAAAUCUCAAUACUUCGCCGGACGGAUUCACCUUACGUCAUCAAGUGUCAUGGAGUCAUUGAUAUGCCUGGAGGAGACAUUGGUAUACUCAUGGAGUAUAUGAAUUCCGGCACUCUAGAAAAUCUUCUUAAAUCACAAACAACUUUCUCCGAACUUUGCUUAGCUAAAAUCGCUAAGCAAGUACUAAGUGGAUUAGACUACUUGCACAACCACAAAAUCAUUCACAGAGAUCUAAAGCCUUCGAACCUUCUAGUUAACCGAGAAAUGGAGGUGAAAAUCGCCGAUUUCGGAGUUAGCAAAAUCAUGUGCAGAACUUUGGAUCCUUGCAAUUCAUACGUUGGAACUUGCGCUUAUAUGAGUCCAGAAAGGUUUGAUCCGGACACUUAUGGAGUCAACUACAAUGGCUACGCAGCUGAUAUUUGGAGUUUAGGUCUUACAUUAAUGGAACUAUACAUGGGCCACUUUCCAUUCUUACCACCAGGCCAACGACCGGAUUGGGCAACACUGAUGUGCGCUAUAUGCUUCGGUGAACCACCCAGCUUGCCCAAAGGUACAUCGGAGAAAUUCAAAGAUUUCAUGGAGUGUUGCUUGCAGAAAGAAUCUAGUAAGAGAUGGAGUGCUCAACAACUUCUGCAGCAUCCAUUUGUACGGAGUAACGGGCAAAACUGA